AUGGCUUUUCCUGCAGGAUUUGGCUGGGGGGCAGCUACUGCAGCUUAUCAAGUGGAAGGAGGCUGGGAUGCAGAUGGAAAAGGCCCUAGUGUCUGGGACACAUUCACCCAUCAGGGAGGAAAGCGAGUUUUCAAGAACCAGACUGGCGAUGUAGCUUGUGGCAGCUACACUCUGUGGGAGGAAGAUUUGAAAUGUAUCAAACAGCUUGGAUUGACUCAUUACCGCUUCUCUCUUUCCUGGUCACGUCUGUUACCUGAUGGGACGACAGGUUUCAUCAACCAGAAAGGUGUUGACUAUUACAACAAAAUUGUUGAUGACUUGUUGAAGAACGGGGUUAUCCCCAUUGUGACUCUUUUCCACUUUGAUUUGCCCCAGGCUUUAGAAGACAAGGGAGGCUGGCUGUCAGAAGAAAUCAUUGAAUACUUCGACAAAUAUGCCCGGUUCUGCUUCAGUACUUUUGGUGAUCGAGUCAAGCACUGGAUCACCUUAAAUGAGCCCAACCUUUAUGCUCUGCUUGCAUAUGAUUUGGGGAUUUUUCCUCCAGCUGUACCUCACACUGGAACUGGAGGUUAUCAGGCAGUUCAUAAUUUGAUUAAAGCACAUGCCCGAAGCUGGCACAGCUAUGAUUCUUUAUUCAGAAAAGAACAAAAGGGCAUGGUGUCCUUAUCACUUUUUACUGCCUGGGUUGAACCGGCAGAUCCCAAUUCAGUGGCUGAUCAGGAAACGGCUCAGAGAGCCUUGGCCUUCCAAAUGGAUCUCUUUGCUAAGCCCAUUUUUCUUGAUGGUGAUUAUCCUGAAGUUGUCAAAUCUCAGAUUGCCUCCAUGAGUAAAAAACAAGGCUAUCCAUCAUCGAGACUGCCAGCAUUUACAGAAGAAGAGCAGAGCAUGAUCAAAGGCACCGCUGAUUUCUUUGCUGUGCAGUACUAUACCACUCGCUUAGUCAAGUACAAGGAGAACAAGCAAGGCGAAUUAAGUGUGUUAUGCGACUUGGAGAUUGAAACAUUUACAGAUCCAUCUUGGGAAUGUCUCGGUUGGAUCUACAUAGUACCACAGGGCUUACGCAGCCUUCUAAAAUACAUUAAGGAUACGUAUAAUAAUCCUGUAAUUUACAUCACGGAGAAUGGAUUUCCCCAGGAUGACCCGCCAACUUUUGAUGACACUCAACGCUGGGAUUAUUUCAGACAGACAUUUCAGGAACUGCUCAAAG
Messenger RNA from Elephantulus edwardii (Cape elephant shrew), 1207 nucleotides. RefSeq names its product cytosolic beta-glucosidase-like. Gene Ontology annotation, biological process: carbohydrate metabolic process. The transcript is spliced from 4 exons. The annotation marks the transcript as partial. NCBI's taxonomy places the organism in Eukaryota, Metazoa, Chordata, Mammalia, Macroscelidea, Macroscelididae. The record is from RefSeq and is a predicted model, not a curated record. Gene Ontology annotation, molecular function: hydrolase activity, hydrolyzing O-glycosyl compounds.